Molecule: messenger RNA, 612 nt
Organism: Peronospora belbahrii
Lineage: Eukaryota; Oomycota; Peronosporomycetes; Peronosporales; Peronosporaceae
Source: the annotation of a GenBank genome assembly
AUGCUCGCAAUCUGUCAGAGCGUAACGGCACAGCAACAAGUGCCUCUAGAUACUGAAGUGAAGACCUUAUCCGUGACCCACAGUCAAAGCUCUGGCAUGACAACAAUGUGCAACUUCACCGGCAGCAAUACCAGCACUUGCAUCGUUGACAAUCAUAACCGCAGCAUUUACGCGCGUGCGUGGCGAUUCGUGCAGCGCCGACUACAUCUUCGGCCAAGAGCGUGCUCGUGUCCUGGAGCCAUGGAGACGACCGAUACAGUAGAACACACGCCGAUACCGAGCUGUGAGCCUAGCAAAUGGCAACGUGUUCACAUGCUGAAAGAGCUCGAGAAGUAUCGCGACUGCUUCACAGAGACAGCAAAGCAGACCCACACGGACGUUCGCGCACAGCCAAGGUUCAGGACACGGGUGCAACGCAAUGCCGCCCAGAUCACGUGCUACAACUGCGGGCUGCUCUUUUUCCGGCCGCUGUCUGUUGCACCGGACACAAGCGCAUUCUGCGGACGCGACUGCCAGAGCACGUUUGAGUACCGUCGCGACCUGCAAGACGUCGUGAACGAGCGCGAGCACUUCCAAGCCAAAGUUCAUUGGACGCGGAGCAGUGAGUUGUAG